UACAGACGACGUACGCGCACGCCACACGGUCGGUCGGAAACGUAUUUCGUACGAGUCGGAUUACGAGCUUUUAUUUUUUAUUUAUUUUUUUUUUUUACGUCACGGGUAAAAUAAAUUAAAAUAUUGUUGGCGGAUUUGUUUUUUUUUUCUCUCUCCGCCACUUCUCUACCGCCGUCGUCAAUCCGUUUCCGAACAAUUGCAGCAGUCCACGGGAAUUUCGGUCUGUGUUUCGAGUUUUUUUUUUUCAUCGUCUUAAUUAUUAUUAUCAUUAAUACUCGUUGUCGAGUUCUCUUUAAAAAAAAAAAAAACGGACGGGAUACACGAACGAUUUCUUGCACGUCGACCUAGUGUGUUUUCCAAAUCUCAACUUUCGUAUAUUUUGGAUCAACGGACCAUGUUCCCUGUGCAAAUUUGUCACAACGAUCGACGAUAAAGAUGGCUGUCAAAUGGUGGUCCGUGAUGGUCGCGCUGGCGUGUUGCUCGAUCUGCCGCACCGUCAUGUGCACGGCCGUCCGGCUGGACCUGCGGCCAGUGCCAUCCAACGAUCCGGGUGUUGUUGAUCUCGUCGAGAUGCCCAACCCGGCGCUAGAUCCCAGGCCCUCCGACCUAAACGUCACGGCACUGUUGGCCAAGCUGGCCGCCAAGUUCGACCCCAACUACAUGAGCGUGACCGCUCCCGAACAGCUGGUACCCGUUGCCGACAUACCCUUCAGGAGGAAUCGACGAGGACGAUUGGUACCUACGGGCAAAAUGCCGGCGGAGAUCCGGGAUCUGGACACCAAAUAUUUUUCGCUGCCAGACGGCCGGCGGCUCCGGACCCGGAUAUCCAGUCAGUUGCGCCGGAAGAUCCAGCAGUACCUCUGGGGCCGGACAGCGUGUCCGAUGCAUAGGCAAUGGAAAGACCUGGGCCAGAGGUUCUGGCCUCGGUGGCUGCUCGAAGGCCACUGUCCCAAGGGCGAGACGUCGUGUUCAGUACCAGCUGGCAUGUACUGUCGAGCCACCGGAAACCAGUACAAGACGCUAUUGCGGUGGCACUGCCGGGGCCCUAGUGGUCCUUCGGCCGUAUUGCAGCAGUACAACAGCUUGCCGGGCGGAAAGGCUACGGGGUCGAUGGUCAACCCGAUAAAGGUGUGUCAGUGGAUCAAGGUGGAGUACCCGGUGGUGACCGAAUGUGGUUGCGGUUGCGCGACCGACGUCUCCGAGUGACGGAGCUGGGCGGCACCCGCCUGCGAGAGCGAAACGAAACUAUAUCAUAUUAUUAUUAUUAUUAUUUCAUUGUAUACGAGUGGUAUACCUCAUAUCAUUAUUAUUUUUCUCCAAGCCUUUAUUAUUAUUAUUAUUAUUAUUAUUUUUUUUUUUUACGAGUCGGACGACUUGUCGCACACUACUAGUCUUAAUAUAAUAAUGUAUGAAACACGGUUUUUUUUUAACGACCAAUUAGUUGUUAAGAAUUACAUGUAUUUAAUAUAAUUUACUACUCAUUUAUGUACACCAUCGUCCAUAACGUCAGUCUCGACGUAUCAUAAUAUAAUAUGAUACAUUAUCAUUAUAUUUUAAUGUUCGAAAAAGGAGAUCGCAUAUUAUAUAUAUAAUCAUUGUUAUGAUCGUCUUCCCGACACUGCGUGGCAUCGUGUAAAUAAUUUGGAUGGUCAUUAAAUACUAUUAUUAUAAUAAUAUAAACCAGAAAUAUUGCACUAAACGAUCAAUUCAAUAAAUUAUAAUAUCCUAUAACUGCAGUUCAAAAUACGCAUAUCGACCGAUCGGUUGGCGCUAAAUCGCCGAGUUACAAUUUAUAACAAAUCAGAGACAAUAAUAUCACGUUGGUUGUGCGCAUGCGUAAGCCGUAGGUAUGUGUGGUCGGAUAAAACCACGGCCGUUAAAGGCUUUUUACCGACGCUCUCAUCCACUAUCCCACUACGAUCAUUACUACAAGUUAUGAUGGUUUCUACUGUAUAUCAUAUAUACAAUCCUAUUCACGGAAACGUAUUAAACGUCAAUCUAGAAUUAAUUUAUAUUUUACUGAUGCGUCCAUCGAGCGUCGUGACAGACGUGAUUUUUCGACAAAUUUUUUUUAAUAAAAUAUCACUCGUCAGCUGUCCGUAUAUCAUACUAUAUAUAGAUUUUAGUAUAUUACUAUAUUGUGUAACUCCUUCGCUCUCUCUCCCGCGUAUCAUUAUUAUUAUUAUUAUUAUUAUUAUCGACAUUCUUUGAGGUUUACAUAUCAUAUCGUUUUACUUAUUUAGACCAUCGCGCGUAGAUAUUGUCGGAAAAUAUAAUAUACGAAAUCUGAGUAAGUUUGAAGAUUUAUUUUUUUAAGUCCACCUACAAUAAACGUUAGCGCACAUUUGAUAAUUUUUUUACCAAAUCGAAUAUAACGCAUUAUAUUAUAUUCUUUCGUUUUGCUUUGAAUUAUUUUAAUUUUAUAUUAUUUAUAUUUAUACAUGUAUUUUGUAAAAGCUUCU
Molecule: messenger RNA, 2462 nt
Organism: Rhopalosiphum maidis (corn leaf aphid)
Lineage: Eukaryota; Metazoa; Arthropoda; Insecta; Hemiptera; Aphididae
Product: noggin-2-like
Exons: 3
Coding region: 436-1206 (256 amino acids)
Biological process (GO): osteoblast differentiation; negative regulation of cell differentiation; dorsal/ventral pattern formation
Source: RefSeq, a predicted model, not a curated record